GCCCCGUCGGGGAAGGAGGAAGAUGAGGAUGAAGACGCUGGCGUGCUGCCGGCGGCGCCCGCAGGACUUCAGCAUCGACAUGGACCAAGAGCCUGACAGAGUGACGACAUACAAUGGCCUCGAGAGCUGCAUUUUCAACAGUUCCUCUUGUGAUGAGGACAGCGGCGUUAGUGCAACAACUGGGGCAGAUGGCUGUGUCACCACUGAUUCCCUUGAAGAUGAAGUUUCAAGUUGCUCCUCCAGCAAGGAUGUUUAUGGCUCUUCCUUUUCUUCACAAUGCCUUCCGUUGAGCAAGCAGGAGGAGCAUUCACUUUAUGAGCUGGAUACACUCGAUGCUGUCCAUCUGCUUCCCAUUAAAGGGAAGAAUCCAAUUACAUAUACUCUGACUGCCUCUGAUAUUGAGACCAUGAAGGAGAAGUUUGCAAGGCUACUGCUUGGUGAUGACGUUUCAGGAGGUGCCAGAGGCGUGUGUGCUGCUCUGGCCUUGUCCAAUGGCAUAACUAAUCUUUCAGCCACUAUUUUUGGAGAGCUGUGGAAGCUGGAACCACUAUGCAAGGAGAAAAAGAUCCGGUGGCGGAAGGAAAUGGAUUGGCUGCUUUCUCCUACAACUUACAUGGUCGAGUUGGUUCCUACGAAGCAAAAUGGAGCAGAUGGGUGUGUGUUUGAGAUUAUGACCCCGAAGGCUCGUUCAGAUGUUCAUGUGAACCUUCCUGCUCUUCAGAAGCUUGAUUCCAUGCUAAUUGAAGUUCUGGACUCAAUGGUGGAUACGGAGUAUUGGUACGAGGACAGUGGCAGCCGAGCUGGUAGCAGGGGCAAAAAUAAUGGUCAGAGACAGACCAAAAAGUGGUGGCUCCCUUCCCCUUGUGUCCCUGAACAAGGGUUAUCUCAAUUGCAGAGGAAAAGGAUUAUUUUUCAGGCUAAACUUGUCCAUCAAAUCCUGAAAGCUGCGAAGUCUAUCAAUGAACAAGUCCUGCUUCAGAUCCCUAUUCCCACGGCUGUUAUGGACGCCCUUCCAAAGUCUGGAAGAGCUAGCCUGGGUGAAGACUUGUACCAUGCUAUAACAACAGAUUACAUUCCUAUCGAGGAGAUCUUCAUUUCUCUCAGUUUGAAAACCGAGCAUAGCGUGCUCGAGACUAUGAACCGGUUAGAGGGCGCGUUGUUCGCGUGGAAUCAGAGGAUCUCAGAGGAAAGAAGCAGGAGGUCCCCUGGCCGGCACUCCUGGAAUUUCAUGAAGGACAAAUCAUCGGAAGUAGAGAAGAUGUCCGCGUGCAUAGAGAGGGUCGAAACCCUGGUGCAGCUCCUGAAAUCCAGGUUCCCCAACCUGCCUCCGACGUUCGUAGACGUCGUAAAGGUCCAGUACAACGAGGACGUUGGGCAUGCCAUUGUGGAGGCCUACUCGAGGGUUCUCGUGGGCGUCUCGUUCAGCAUACUGUCCCGGGUAGCGGAGGUCAUGCUGGAGGACGACCUGAUCAAGAAGCCCAACACGCCGAUGGCCACCCUGAAGUUCGACCUCUCGUCCGACGUGUACCUGGCGGGCAUCACGGAGACGCCGCCGGGCCACAUCCGGCGGUCCCUCAUGGACCAGAUCAGCAUGGUGGACGGGCGCUUCGACGCCAUCGUCAAGAAGAAAGGGGCGAAGCAGCUGGUCUGGUGA
Lolium rigidum is the source of this 1654-nucleotide messenger RNA. Its product is annotated as rop guanine nucleotide exchange factor 14. The transcript has 7 exons. The record is from RefSeq and is a predicted model, not a curated record. NCBI's taxonomy places the organism in Eukaryota, Viridiplantae, Streptophyta, Magnoliopsida, Poales, Poaceae. Bases 23 to 1654 code for a protein of 543 amino acids. Gene Ontology annotation, molecular function: guanyl-nucleotide exchange factor activity.